CUGGAGUUAAAAUUUGCAUGAAAUUCAUAAGCAUUGGAGCAUUUCUCGUUUGUAAUAAAGGUUGUUUCUUUUUAACAAUGAAUUAAUUUCGCGUUAUAAUGUCGAAAGCAAAAAUAUCUGCGGAAUGGAGGAAACGCGUCAAGUCCGAAUAUAUGCGUUUACGCCAAAUGAAACGUUACAAGCGAGCAGACGAGGUGAAGAUUGCUUGGAAUCAAAAUCGUAAGGUUAUGUCUGAGCUUCUGAUGAUUGAACAAAAACGAUGGGCGGACGGAAAAGCGAUGUGGCUCGCGAUGCAGGAUAUCCCAGCCCACGUGUCUUGCAUGAAAAAAGCUGAAGUUGCCAGUUCCGACGGAGAUGUUCAAAGCUGUCCUGUUAAAAUUAUUAACGCUGUUACUCCUAUACCGACCAUGUAUACUUGGGCGCCGAUACAACAAAAUUUUAUGGUCGAAGAUGAAACUGUGCUACAUAACAUACCGUACAUGGGGGAUGAAAUUUUAGAUCAAGAUGGCACGUUCAUAGAGGAGUUGAUAAAAAAUUACGAUGGAAAAGUUCACGGAGAUAGAGAAUCUGGUUUUAUGGACGAUUCAAUUUUUGUGGAUCUGGUGAACGCUUUGGUGCAGUACGAAAGAGAAGACAAGGAUAGAGAGCAUACGAAGAAAGGUAAAGAAAAAGAAGACGGUAAGGAUAAGGAUAAGGAUAAGGAUAAAGAUACGUGUAAGAAGGAUAGCAACGGCAAGGGGGAAUGGAAAACCGAGAAAUCCUCGGAAGAAGCUAAAUCCGAUAAAAUUAGUACACCCUUUCCAUCUAUGCAUAUAUUCAAUGCGAUAUCCAGCAUGUUUCCUGGCAAAGGUAGACCGGAAGAAUUAAAAGAAAAGUACAUCGAACUAACGGAGAGAUCAGAUCCGAACGUGUUACCGCCAGAAUGUACGCCAAACAUCGAUGGGGUGAACGCGAAAAGCGUACCCAGAGAACAGACGAUGCACUCGUUCCACACUCUUUUUUGCCGAAGAUGUUUCAAAUACGACUGUUUUCUUCAUCGUGAGUAUGGGAACGCAGCCAGGGGAGCGUCGCCGCCAGGGCUUCAAGUGUGUCAUCCGGGACCAAAUUUGCAGAAACGAAAAGGACCUGAUCUGAAACCGUUCUCCGAACCGUGCGGAACCGAAUGUUACAUGCACUUGGAAGGAAUGAAGGAGAAACUGGCAGCCCAGGCGGCUGACAUAAAGGAGGAGGAGAACGAGGAGAAACGAGGAGGACCUAGAAAAGUGCGGAAGCAAGCGAGCGUAGAUUCUGGUAACGAAGCGAGCAGCGAAGAUAGCAACGACAGCAACAAGUAUUUACAAGGGGCUGGCUGUCAAGAUUUUAAACAAAACGUGAACAAGGAGAGAAAGUCGGAAGAGUCGAUGGAGGAUCAAGUACAGCCGGAUAAUCAAGCCCCGUUCACGCUGUUGGGUUUCGAUAAACGAGUGAAAACUGAAAACGAAUUUUCCUGGACCGGUUCGGAGCAAAGUUUGUUUCGAGCUCUUCACAAGGCGUUUCCUGGCAAUCCGUGCGCUUUGGCGCAGAUAAUGUUGACGAAAACUUGCCAGCAAGUGUAUCAGUUUGCGCAGAAAGAAGCUUCGGAUAUUCCAACGAUUGAAAAUUUAAAGGACUUUACUCCGCCACGAAAGAAAAAGAAGAAACAUCGGCUUUGGUCGAUGCAUUGUAGAAAGAUACAGCUGAAAAAGGAUUCUGGUGCUAAUCACGUACAUAACUUUGCGCCGUGCGACCAUCCAGGGAGACAAUGCGAUAACUCGUGUCCUUGUAUACAAGCUCAGAAUUUUUGCGAAAAGUUUUGCCAGUGCAGCAGCGAAUGCCAGAAUCGUUUCCCAGGAUGUAGAUGCAAAGCUCAGUGCAAUACGAAACAGUGUCCCUGUUACUUGGCCGUAAGGGAAUGCGAUCCAGACCUUUGUCAGACUUGCGGUGCAGAUCAGUUUCACAUUACUAAGAUAUCUUGCAGAAACGUUAGCGUUCAACGUGGUCUUCACAAACAUCUUUUAAUGGCACCGUCCGACGUGGCGGGCUGGGGAAUAUUCCUUAAAGAGUCCGCGGCGAAAAACGAGUUUAUCUCGGAAUAUUGCGGUGAAAUUAUAAGUCAAGACGAGGCUGACAGAAGAGGGAAAGUUUACGAUAAAUACAUGUGCAGUUUUCUUUUUAAUCUGAACAAUGACUUUGUUGUGGAUGCUACGCGAAAAGGAAAUAAAAUAAGAUUCGCUAAUCAUUCCAUAAACCCUAAUUGUUACGCAAAAGUGAUGAUGGUAAACGGUGAUCAUAGAAUAGGUAUUUUCGCCAAGAGAGCUAUUCAACCUGGUGAAGAAUUAUUUUUUGACUACAGAUAUGGACCAACGGAACAAUUAAAAUUCGUGGGUAUCGAACGCGAAAUGGAAUUUUUAUAACGCGUGUAUGAUAUCACGUAGAAUCAACACGCAUAUGGUACACGUAAAUACAUCAUUCUUUAGCUGUAUAUCGAUUAAUAAAAUAUAUUUUAGAAAA
Molecule: messenger RNA, 2529 nt
Organism: Osmia lignaria (orchard mason bee)
Lineage: Eukaryota; Metazoa; Arthropoda; Insecta; Hymenoptera; Megachilidae
Gene: E(z)
Product: histone-lysine N-methyltransferase E(z)
Biological process (GO): heterochromatin formation
Cellular component (GO): ESC/E(Z) complex; nucleus
Molecular function (GO): protein binding; histone H3K27 methyltransferase activity; chromatin binding
Source: RefSeq, a predicted model, not a curated record